This is a messenger RNA of Naegleria fowleri, 519 nucleotides long. RefSeq lists its product as uncharacterized. The transcript has a single exon. Bases 1 to 519 code for a protein of 172 amino acids. Lineage: Eukaryota; Heterolobosea; Eutetramitea; Acrasida; Naegleriidae. The record is from RefSeq and is a predicted model, not a curated record.
AUGUCAUCAGAAUCAAAUAGACACCAAACAACAUCAUCAUCCUCGUCGUCGGAGCAACAAGCACAACAACAAACAAAACCAUCCAAACAAGAUUCAAAAUUACAGAAAAUCCGAGAAAGUCGAACGCUAGAGUUUAUUCGUCCUCAUCGGUGUGAUAUUCGUUUAGAAGAAUUCUAUGCUGGUACUUGGAAAACAUUUAAUCCACUCGUGUCGUUUAAAUUAUUUUCAACCUAUUUGCAAUGUUUACGUUCCGAGGUUGGACAAGAACCUACCACUCCACUUCAUUACAUUAGUGAUGAUGCCUACGAUAUUUACAAACAAGUCUAUCAAAGUGGAAGAGUGAGAGAAAAGUUUUUUCAAAAUACUGUGAAUUUGAUGGCAAAAGAAAGGCUUUCCGAGAGACAACAACAGCAGCAAACGAAAGAAGAAACUUCGAAUGUCAGUUCUUCUGAAAAUUCAACAAGAACAGCACAACAACCAAAGGUCAGCUUACCUGAAUUGCAGAGAUUAAAGAAGUAA